GCGGCUUUAUAGUUAUUACCAUCGUGGUUCGGCUUUGUUUUAGUAUUGAUUAUACUAGGAAAUUGUUCAAAAAUAUAAAUAUCCUAAUCGAAUUAAAUAAUAAUGAAUUUUGACGAAGAUGCUAUUCUAUAUUUGAUUUUAUUAUUUACAUGGGUGGAGUAUCUAUGGGAACAAUAUCUCUCCCUUCGACAGUUAAAGAUUUACAAAACUAAUAAUACCAUCCCAGAAGACUUGAAAGAAAUGCUCAAUGAGGACUUGUUUAAGAAGGCACGACUUUAUGGAAUUGAUAAAGCGCAGUUCAAAAUAGUCAAGGAACUGUACAGUACAAUACUAACAUCAGUAAUAUUGUACAAUAAAUGGAUCUAUGUUGCAUGGAGGAAAAGUGAACAAAUUGGAGCAAUGUUCAACAUCUCUCCAGAUAGAGAGAUAAUUAUAAGUUGCAUUUUUAUGACAUUUAUUACAUUGUUCAACUUUAUUGUUAACAAACCAUUUACCAUUUAUGGUGUGUUUGUUCUUGAGGAACGACAUGGAUUUAAUAAGCAAACUGUACGAUUCUUUAUUAAGGAUCAAAUAAAAUCACUAUUUUUAAGUUUAGUGAUUACAUUACCAAUAAUAUCUGUAGCAAUUUAUAUAAUAAUGCUUGGAGGAGACAUGUUUGUGGUGUGGCUAUGGCUAUUUACUACUGUUGCAACACUCCUACUGUUAACAUUAUAUCCAACAGUCAUAGCCCCACUGUUUGACAAAUUUGUACCUCUACCUGAUGGAUCGCUCAGGACAGCAAUUGAAAAUUUAGCAUCAAGAUUGAACUUCCCAUUAUCACAAGUUUUUAUAGUUGAAGGUUCAAAACGAUCAGCACAUAGCAAUGCUUACUUUAGUGGCUUAUUUGGUGGAAAGAGAAUUGUAUUAUUUGAUACUUUAAUUGAAAAAUUUGAUGAACAGAAGCAAGUGACCACCGGAUGUACGGAGGAUGAGAUAUUAGGGAUUUUAGCUCACGAACUCGGACAUUGGAGUUGUAGCCAUAUCUACAAAUCAAUUGCUCUCACUGAAGUGAACCUAUUACUAUUAUUUAGUGCAUUUGGAAUCCUCUUCAAGUAUUCAACGUUAUACACAGCACUGGGCUUUCCAUCAGGUCAAGAACCAAUACUCAUUGGCUUGAUUGUAGUUUUACAAAUGAUUUUAGCACCAUACAAUUCCAUACUUUCAUUCUUUUCAACGGCUGUCUCUAGAAUGUAUGAAUUUGAAGCUGAUAAUUUUGCUGUUUCCUUGUCUUAUCCUAAUGAAUUACGAUCAGCUCUCAUUAAAUUGGGAAAAGAUAACUUAGAUUAUCCAAUUUAUGAUAAGCUCUACUCUGCAUGGUAUCAUUCUCAUCCAACCUUAUUACACAGAAUCGAAAAUAUUAAGAGCCAAAUAACUGCAAAAAGAUCUGAAUGAUUCAUUAUUAGAUUAUAAAAAAACAUAAGGUCCAAAAUGAGAACCUCCAUAUUGAAGUCAAAAAUAAGAGCUAUUCUAGUACAAGUAGACAUUGUUACUAAAUCCCUACAUUUUUUUAACUCUUUUCUAAACCAAAUAAUUCCAAUGCAUUUUGAACAUUGCAUUUAAUCUAUAAACUCUAAUAACGUAGACAUCAGUGUGUAGUACUAUGUUCAUAAAUAACCAUGCAUUAAAAAAAAGAAAUUACAUUAUAAGUUGUAGUGCACAAUUAGUAGUAAUUUUUUUGUAAUAAAUGUUAAAAUGAAA
Bombyx mandarina (wild silkworm) is the source of this 1737-nucleotide messenger RNA. Its product is annotated as CAAX prenyl protease 1 homolog. Gene Ontology annotation, molecular function: metalloendopeptidase activity. The record is from RefSeq and is a predicted model, not a curated record. Gene Ontology annotation, biological process: CAAX-box protein processing. Lineage: Eukaryota; Metazoa; Arthropoda; Insecta; Lepidoptera; Bombycidae.